UACGGAGAGAGACUUAUAGAUACGGAUAGACUAGAAGAAAUCCUACCGUUUCAUGAACGUCGCGAAACAUUACUGCCGUCUUCGAUCUAGGCUGUCGCUGUCACAGCGGGUGUCCGUUAACUGUCUCCGGUUUCCCGCGGCUGCCGUUACAAAUCUUCCCAAUCGAGUGCAAUUCCAAGUCGGCGCAUUUUCUGCGACCAGGAGCGCCUUCUUCUCUUCGUCGCCCAUCAUGGGCAAGAGCAGUAAGGAUGGAAACGACCUUCCACCGAAACCAAAGGCACUGUUUCUAAAUUGCACCAGGCUGGACUACGACAAGAACCUAAACUUCGAGGGGCUUUCCGCCAUCACGGACUUUCAUCGCCACGAUGUUGACGCGAUUCCGCCCAGGGGGGACCCACCUGACGAAGCUUCCGAGGACGAAAUCGUGCGGCUAGUCAACGAGGUCCACGCCGGAACGGAGAUUCUGAUCCUGAAAGAAAUGCAGCUGCCCCAAUCCGCCGUCGAACGUUUCUCGGGUUCGGUCAAGCUCAUCUGCGAGGCAGGGACGGGAUACAACAACAUCCCCAUCGAGACCUGCCGCGGGAAAAACAUUGCGGUCUGUAACAUCCCGACGUACAGCACCGACGCUGUGGCACAGACCGCCAUCACGUACAUAAUGAAUUUCGCCAUGAACGUCUUUGAGCAGCAGCGGAUGCUCUGCAAAAACGACCGAUCAAAUUUCACCGGUCCAUUUACGUUGCCCCUGAUGGAACUGGCGGGAAAAACCCUAGGUCUGGUGGGGGGAUCGGGGCGGAUUGGCACCAGAGUCGCCGAGAUUGCCCUCACACUGGGGAUGAAGGUGAUCAUAAGUCGCCGUGGUGUCGCGUCCCUGCCUGAGUCCCACGCACUUGCGGGGAACACACGCGUCACCGUGACCACCGAUGUGGGCGAGCUCCUCGAGGCAUCGGAUUUCGUCAGCCUCCACGCGCCCCUUAACGCCGAGACGGAGGGGACCUUUGGUCGAAGCGAGGUCUCCAGGAUGAAGCCCACCGCCUAUCUAAUCAACACCUCCAGGGGUAAGGUCUGUGCGGAGGAGGAGCUCCUCGACUGCUUGGAGGAGGGACUCAUCGCUGGGGCGGGUCUAGACGUGACGGCCUCGGAGCCGCCCGCCCCUGACUCGAGACUGUGGUCGCUUAMCAACGUUUGGCUGAGCCCUCACAUCGGCUGGAGGCGSCUGGAAACCCGGCAGCGGUUGGUGAACAUGACCCUGGACAACGUCGCCGCCUACRUUUCCGGGAAGCCUAUCAACCUCGUGGGUUAGGUGGUGACCAAGAAUCUGAGUUAAAUAUUGCAUUCCAGCAAUGCAUUACCAGCGAAGCACAAUCUUCCGGUCUUACCAAUUGGAACAUUUAGUGUUUUACUCCGUUCAAAAACUAUUUCGAUUAGAGCUAUUCCCAUGGGACGUGUUUCAACAAUGCCUAGGGUUGGGUAAGUACAAGAAAGUUACUUUAGCCAGGCGCUAUAGAUAAUGACUGCGCAAAUGUAUUGUAGCCGUAAAGGACAAGGCCAAUCGGAGUCUACUUGCCUACGUACUUCUACUCAAUAUUGAAACCAAAAACGGCUUUGGAUUUCAGGUUUUGAAAGCGGAAGAGGCAAGAAUAGACGUUAGUACAUCGUGCUGUAGAAGGUGCACAAAGUCUCCAAWAGGUAGUACGGUACUCGUACCAUUGAAGGAAGGACACUAGACACAAUAACAUUAGCAUUUCGAU
Messenger RNA from Pseudo-nitzschia multistriata, 1748 nucleotides. NCBI's taxonomy places the organism in Eukaryota, Bacillariophyta, Bacillariophyceae, Bacillariales, Bacillariaceae. The record is from the annotation of a GenBank genome assembly.